AUGGCCCCGUCACUAGAGGAGCCAGAGUCUGUCGCCGACGUCUUCGCCAAUCCCCUCAAGCAGAAGCCGCAGCUCGUUGCCCCGGAGCCAGAACACUGCCCAGGCCCGGAAUCCGAGCGCGCCGGCACGGCUUCGUCAUGCGAUGGCUGCCCCAACCAGGCCAUCUGCGCAUCCGCCCCCAAGGGCCCAGAUCCCGACAUCCCGAUCAUCACGGAGCGGCUGCAGCACGUCAAGCACAAGAUCCUGGUGCUGAGCGGCAAGGGCGGCGUGGGCAAGAGCACAUUCACCAACCUGCUUGCGCACGCCUUUUCGACGAACCCAGACAGCACGGUAGGCGUCAUGGACGCAGACAUUACGGGGCCCAGCACGGCCAAGAUGCUGGGCGUGGAGAACGAGACGAUUCACGUGAGCGCAACGGGCAUGUCGCCUGUGUGGGUGACGGAGAACCUGGCGGUGAUGUCGAUACAGUUUAUGCUUCCAGAUAAGGACGCCGCGAUCAUCUGGAGAGGGCCGAAAAAGAACGGGCUGAUAAAGCAGUUUUUGAAGGACGUCGAAUGGGGCGACUUGGACUUUUUGCUGGUGGACACGCCUCCCGGCACGAGUGACGAGCAUCUGAGCGUGAAUUCAUUCCUGAAAGAGAGCGGCAUCGAUGGCGCGGUGGUGGUGACAACGCCACAGGAAGUCGCACUUCUCGACGUGCGCAAGGAGAUUGACUUUUGCCGCAAGGCCGGCAUCAAGAUCCUGGGCCUGGCGGAAAACAUGAGCGCCUUUGUAUGCCCCAACUGCAAGGGGGAGAGCCAAAUCUUCAAGGCCAGCACGGGCGGCGGCAGGGCGCUCGCGGAGGAGAUGGACAUUCCGUUUCUGGGAUCGGUGCCUCUGGACCCGAGGAUACGGAUGGCAUGUGACUAUGGGGAGAGCUUCUUCGACUCGUUCCCCGAUAGCCCGGCCUGCUUUGCGUUUAAGCAGGUGGUGAGGAAUGUAGGACGGCAGCUGGGGCUGGAUGAGAAGACGGUGCUGCCGGACGAAUAG
This is a messenger RNA of Trichoderma gamsii, 1029 nucleotides long. RefSeq names its product protein NBP35. Gene Ontology annotation, cellular component: cytosol. Gene Ontology annotation, biological process: iron-sulfur cluster assembly. The record is from RefSeq and is a predicted model, not a curated record. Lineage: Eukaryota; Fungi; Ascomycota; Sordariomycetes; Hypocreales; Hypocreaceae. The transcript has a single exon. Bases 1 to 1029 code for a protein of 342 amino acids. Gene Ontology annotation, molecular function: ATP binding; ATP-dependent FeS chaperone activity; 4 iron, 4 sulfur cluster binding.